UGCUCCGCAUGAUAUUUAUUUAUUUAUUAGUGAAAAUGAAAAUGACUCACAAAUUAUCAUGUCUGAUGAUUUAAUAUCAUUUUCACACAUGAUAGUCAAUCUAUAUUAUUAGAUAUCGAAGAAAAUGCUGACUUUUUGUGAUUAGACUUUACUGUUCUUCAGUACCGAUUUUGUUAAAUACUCUUAAAAUGUUCCGUCGUCUUCUUACAAAUGAGGAAGAUGAGAAAAAUUCAUCUCUUGAUGAUGAGUUUGACGAUACAAGUGUUUCAGAAAUCGUUCAAGGUAAACUUUCUUUCAACGAUGGGGAAGAUUCCGGGUCAUCUGUUGAAAAAUACAGAUCAUGGUCAUCUAUAUCUGGCUCACAGCUAUCCGGACUUUCUCCAAGAAAAUCUUCUCAACGUGUUAUGUUUGAAAUAGUUUCUGCUAAAACAAAUUCUGAUGCUAAGAAAAAAUAUGUGAGUUACACUGUUUUGAUAAAACGAGGUCCUGGACUUGAAACUCAACCUGGAGUCCUUGAGCGGAGAUACUCUGAUUUUUUAAAUUUAUAUCAAACUUUUAAAAAAAGAUACCCAUCAUUAUUGAGUGAUUUUCCAUUUCCCAAAAAAGCUUUAUUAGGAAACUUUACUGCAGAUAUAAUCACAGAAAGAAGUGUCGCCUUUCAACAUUUUUUAGCCUUCUCCUAUUCAGUCAGAGAGUUGCGCCAGUCUUUAGAACUAGCUGAAUUCUUAUACAAUAGGGAAAUACAGGAAGCCCACAAUAUGAUGAAAUUAGGACAGUUUGAGGAUUCUUCCGUUCUCCUUGAAAAUGUUUAUUUUGUGCAAGAAAAGAUACUAGAAGAAGGACAUUUUUCAACCUACUAUACAUUAUGCGUACUGAUUGCUUGUCUCAAUGCGGUUGACAAUGUAGCAGAGGCACAAAAGUAUGCUGAAAUCGCGUUAUCAAUUGCACCUAGUUAUGAACAGAAUGAACUUACAGUGCCUCUGUUGAUUUUGGCUAUUCGACUGUGGUGGGCAGUGGGUAAAGACAAGAAGUUAUUAGAGAAACAACUUCAAGAAUUAAAAAAAUCUGGUAUUAACACUGAAAAGCAGCCAACUCUACUUGAACUUGUAUUACAUCGAGAAUGCCCUCUAAAACUCUCGUAAGAAUGAAAUAUGCAAUCUAUAAAUAUUGAACAAAUAACUUUUACCAUUUGUCACUUCGAAAUGCCUUUCAUUUUAUUUAUUUACUAAACAUUUUAGCUAUUCUUACAUAAUUAGUUGUAUUAUUUGUAAAUAUUUAAAAAAAAAUUAUUUACAAAAAAGAUCUGAAACUUUGUUUUAUCAUUGAGUGUACAUUUGUUUCACUAAUUUAUUAACCAUGUCUUGUCUGACUAAUUUUUUUAUAGUGCCCUAUUCAGUUAUAUUUGUAUAGCUCAGAAAUCAAUGAAGUGUUUUGGGUGAGUUACUCUAAUUUGCUUUAAAAUACCUUGUAUAAAAUUGUAUUAAAAUUUGUUAACACCACUACAUAACAUAAACGCAUCUGUUCGCAGUAAUUUAAUUGAAUAUGACCUAAUAAGGAUAUGCUUUUUUGCAAGCUGUUUUAAAGCAAAUACCUAAUAUGUGUAAUCCAAAAUAUGUGAAUUAAGGGGUCUAGAGGGUUUUUCCCAUCAUAAUUUUAAAUUUUUUGAAGAAAAGAAAAUCUAUGUUAUUUUGAGCUAUUUUUCACCAAAUAUAAGAAAUGAGAUAAUGCUCAAAAUUCUUCCCAAGUUAUGAUAAAAAUACAAGUUAUAUUAAAAACACUGAGAUACCUAUUUCUUAAUAGUAAUCAUAUGUAAAUUCAUGAUUUUCGUUUAAAGUUUUUUAUUCUAAGUUUAGUCUUUAAUUUUGUAAAUUCUACUUUUUUCACCUGGUGUGCAAGAUAACUAAGACUUCUAGUAAACCUUUCAAGUAAUUUGUUUCAGUUGCUUAAAAUCAUACUAGCUCUUGAAUGUUGUUAAAUAUUGUAUAUAUUUUUGGGAUCAAACUAAAUUUUUCUUAUAAAAUCUUAACAAAAUACUUUUCUUUUAUUUUAAAAUUUUUUUUUACAUAUUUCUAUUUCUUAAAACUAAUAUGGUUUUUCUAAAUAAUAUAUUUGGCUGCUUAUUAAAAGUUGCUUUAUUUUCAUGACUUUUAUCGUGCGACACAGAUGUCAUAGUAUCUCCUUUUUUCCUUCAUAUUUUGGCUCUAAAGAAAGUUAAAUUAUGAAAGUUCUUUAUUUUAUUUCUCAAAAAUGUUUGCAUUUAAAUAAUGUUUGUACUUAUGUUAAACUUUUGUAAAAAAUUCAGAAUUUUUAGUUAAAUAUGAGCUAUGUUAUAGGAAGUAAAAGAAAAGUUAUACAUUGAUGAUUUCUGAAUAUAUAUUUUUGGUAAUAUAUUUCAGAUUUGGAUACAUUAUUUUCAAAAUAUCUAGACCCCUAAACACCAUUGGUUUCCGAGCCAGACAUAUGUAUCGCUUGCCAUUCAGUGAGGUUUUCUGUACAUUGUUGUGUAUGAAAUUUUUGACAAACUUUUUUUGUGCCAUGCAUAUUUAAAAUGUAUGUAUAAUAUUUAUGAUACCAAGAACAGCUAGUUCAUUUAUUUAGAUUGUAGAUUCGACCCUUAUUAACUAGUCUUAGCCAAAACAUAGUAAUAUAUUAUUAAAUAUUCAUUUUACUUGUUUAAUUAGAUUUUAGGGAUGCUGCCACUUGUUUUCCCUAGCUAUAAUUGAAACCCAUUUCUGUGAUUCUUUAAAAAGUGCAAGAAUUAUUUGCACGAGUGAGACCUAUAUUUUUUAGAUUUCUGCUAUAACUAAGAUCUUAACUCUUUUUAGUUGUGCUGUCUAUUUCCUAAACUUUUAUUGAAUUUUGUGAUUGUUGAAUAAUUUUACUGUCUUUUUAUGUGUAUAAUUUUAUUUCUCUUUUUUUUUAAAAAAAAAGAAAAAAGUUAAUGGCCUGAAGAGGAAACACUGUAACCAAAGAUAAACCAUCUAUCAUGAAGAAACAUAUUUUACAAGCUUGCAGCUACUAAUUCUUGCUAAAUGCAAUCAUAAAAUUAAAGAAAGAAUGAAAUAAUUUUGGUCUUUUGCUU
This is a messenger RNA of Parasteatoda tepidariorum (common house spider), 3082 nucleotides long. It is a transcript of the gene Snx21, whose product is annotated as Sorting nexin 21. Gene Ontology annotation, cellular component: early endosome membrane. The record is from RefSeq and is a predicted model, not a curated record. NCBI's taxonomy places the organism in Eukaryota, Metazoa, Arthropoda, Arachnida, Araneae, Theridiidae. Gene Ontology annotation, biological process: protein transport. Gene Ontology annotation, molecular function: phosphatidylinositol phosphate binding; protein binding.